Staurois parvus is the source of this 272-nucleotide messenger RNA. The record is from the annotation of a GenBank genome assembly. NCBI's taxonomy places the organism in Eukaryota, Metazoa, Chordata, Amphibia, Anura, Ranidae.
AAACAUCUUCUUUUCAGCUGUACCCAGGGGCGGACUGACUAUUUGGAAACUCGGGCACUGCCCGAGGGCCCUGAGUCAGUAGGGGGCCCCAUGAGAUGCCCCUGGUACCUUUUUCUUAGGUUUUUUUGAGUUUAGGCAAGGACACAGGGGCCCCAUGAUCCCCUAUUGCCCGGGGGCCCCAUGAGUUGUCUGUCUGCCCCUGGCUGUACCACUGGUACUGUGUGUACCAGAAAUAUACACAAAGCUUUAGGGGCCCCAUGAGUUGUCAGUCU